AUGAAUAGACACAGAUUGAAUCAAAUUAGGAGGCAGUGUGGAUUUUAUAAAAGUUUUGUUGUUGAUCCAGUAGGGACUGCUGGUGGGCUUUGUUUGUGGUGGAAAUCUUGGGUGGAAGUGGAAAUACUAGAUUGGAGCAAAAAUUGGAUUGAUACUCGUGUAAAAUCUGAUACAAAUCAUAUAUUUGGAAGAUUCACUUGGUUGUAUGGCACUCCGUAUAAUGCAGAGAAGACUGCAUUAUACUAG
Molecule: messenger RNA, 246 nt
Organism: Prunus armeniaca (apricot)
Lineage: Eukaryota; Viridiplantae; Streptophyta; Magnoliopsida; Rosales; Rosaceae
Source: the annotation of a GenBank genome assembly